AUGGAGAGCUCAUUAGGGCCGAAUCCAAUUGACGAGCCGAGUCUACUUUAUAAGCUACAACGUAAAAUCAAAGUAUUUAAUACAAGUAAUCCUCUACCUAAUAAAGGGUAUAACUUGGUUGCAUGCAGUAGCAAAUAUGGACUUGUUUUUGUGGGUACACCUGAUAGGUUCCUGACUGUAUAUCAUUUAAAAGAUCUUGUUGACAAGGAUUGUGAGCCUCAACACAUAACUAUAAACCUCCAGGAAGCCCCAACCCAUAUAGCCGUCAGUAGUGACCAAGAGCUGUUGGCUGUUACAGGAGGGCAGCUGCUUUCUGUUUAUAAUAUCUAUAAUUUUCAAAACACAAGUCUACAACCCAUUAACAUCCCGCUAAAUAAGACCUCAACCUUUGUAUCAGGUUUACAAUGGAAUCCAAUAAUUGCCGAUAGUCUAGCUAUGGUAUUCUAUGAUGGGUCUCUCUUAGUGGCAAAUAUUAGUACAUCUCAAGUAAAGAUGGUGCAGUCUAAGGCAAGAUGUUUGUGCUGGAGUCCGAAAGGCAAACAGCUAGUGACUGGUAAUAGUGAUGGAACACUUACUCAGUAUAAACCAGAUCUGACUCCAGCCAAGAACAUUCCAGCACCUAAAUUAUUUGAUGGCGCUCCAAUUGAAGCUCUCGCUGUGUAUUGGAUCUCCACCUUUAUGUUUACUGUUGUCUUUAAGAAUGCAACAGAUAACAGUCGCCCAGUGGUUACUGUAGUAAAUACACCUAAAGUCAAUCCACCACACUGUCUUAACUAUGAAGACAUUUGCUACAGCAUGGGGACCAAUAGACCAUGGUAUUACUACCUACAGGCAAUACCUCAAUGGUCUCUUAUAAUGGCAUCAUCAUCCAACAGCAUGGAAAUAGCGACUUUGGGUUCUAAAAAAGAUGGAGAGAGUUGGACUCAGUGGUGUCAGAGUGACGAGGCUAGGCCCGAACUUCCGUUAACUGACAAAAAGAUAGAGAAUUUCCCUAUUGGAAUUAGCAUUGAUACUAGUGCCAUAUACCAGCUGCCUAUGGGAGAGAAUCAAUCUUUGCAUCCAAUGCCACUACUUCACGUGUUGUCACAAAAUGGCUUGCUCACUAUAUUCAAUGUGAUCAAUUUAAGUAAAGACGCGCCUCAACUUUGUACACCUCCACAGCAGUUUAACUUACCUGCAGCUGCCAUGACCAGUGUGAUUCCUGGAAAGCCACCCGCUGUUCAGCCGACACCUGCACAAGCGCCGCCACCUGCACCAGCGCCGCUACCAACGCAGACAAAGGAGCAAGCGGCACCUCUACCGUUGAUACAAAAGCCACAAGGAUCUAUAGUUUCGACCUCGCAACAACAACCACCCGCUCCGCCGCCGCAGUACAGCGUCAGCGUUAUCAAUAUACCCAGGCCUCCGAGUUACACUCAGCCACCGAUCAGCCAGGGACACUCUUCAGUAGCAGUCCAAGGAGAACAGAAACAAGUUACAGAAAUAAAACCAACACCAAUUGUGCAACCUAAAGCCGUUAUAAAUCCUCCGCUUCCUGUUGAACCAAAGCCACAAACAGCGCAACAAGCUCAAGAGAACGCCGCCCUAAAGGCUGAACAGGAAAGGAUUGGCGAAAUGAAAGCCAACCAACAACUAAAGAAUAUGCUUGUGAAGGAAGUGAAUGACUUUCAAAAGGAAUUGUACAGAUUCACGGUUAAGACUAGAGAAACCCAGGCAAAGUUACAACGCGACAUCGAUUCGAUGAAGACAAAUUUUGUUGGCUUGUCUAUAAGCAGCGAACAAUUAAAGAAAGAGUGCUUUUUAGACGAUAUGCGUGGUGCCAUAGUGCAGUUAAAGUUAGAGUUGGUGCGAGCGUGCGCUGUCAUUGCUGAGGCCAGAACUCACGCUGAGGCAAAGGACUACCACCAAUGGACUCAAGCAGAUCCUUUAACUACGAAACGCGUGGCCUCUAUAAAGAAACUAGCUUACUACGUAGAAAACCAACUGGAACAGGCCCAAAAAGCACUUGAUUACAAGUGGAACGAAGCUCUCCGACGAGACCCACAUUUUAACAAGCCAGGACAACGUAUGAUCCGCCCCAUCUUGGAUGAUGUGUACCAACCUUUGGUAAAACAACAAGAGAUACUAAGCAGACAGCAAGCUGUACUACGUACGCUUAGAAAUACGCUCAAAGAUUGUGAUGUGCUCCCUAUGUUCAAAUCCACCUCGUUGUUGAGGAACACGCCUUUCAAAAAUAAAGACCCACUAUCAAAACUAACAAAGAAUAUACUUAAUAUGAGCAUUGAACCGGAGACUACAAAGGAACCUUUACUAUCCUCGCAAAAAUUGGAUGCCCUAAGAGACAUGCUAUCCAACCACAAAACAGUUAAGAUAAAGCCUGUUAAUGUUGAAAUGAAACAGCACUUGGCAAAUAUGAAGUUAAAUUAUGCUAAAACCUUGAAGGAAAAUUCACCGGUAGUAAGUCCAUCUGAUGUGAAACCAGAAGUCAAUCCAGUUACAGUGAAAGCACAAGUUGGAGUCUUACCAAAUGUUCAAGUAAAAACCGAGCCGAAGCAGGAGCCAAUGCCGACACCUAAGAAUACUCAAUCAUUCACGCCUCCAGGCCCCAUGAAACCGCCUGUUCCAAGUUUGACUAAUGUCGCUAGAACACUAUUCACUGACGAACUUAAAUCAGUACCUUCUGAAAAGGCUCAAAUGCCGUCAACGACACCCAAGAAUACAGUAUCUGCUUUCAUCUCUCAAUAUUCACAUGAAACACCAGUUACACCGUUAACAUCGUCUUCGGCGAUGAACAAUGCACAAGGCAGCGUUCUCAAAGAUCUACUGCAAAACAGGCAAACAAGUUUUGAACCAAAAGCGGCUGAAACUAAAGAUGAUUCUAAUACGUUUAUGGGACAGAAAAUUUGUUCACCCUCAACUUUUGCUUUUUCAUCAAGUACUAUUUCUCCCGCUGGUAGUACAGCAACAAAUACAACAGUAUUUGCAACUAAACCAACAUCAGAAGUUUUCAAUAUAUUCAACAAAUUUCAACCGCAAUCUUUUGUACCAGAAUCGAAACCAUUUGUCCCUGAGACUACAUCACAAACAUUUGAACCAAAGCCGCAACCUUCUGCACUGGAGACAAAACCGCUUUCCUUAGCUCAAGAGUCUAAACCUCAAAGCCCAGGAACUGCCAAUUCCAAAUCCAGCGAAACCGGCGAGCCUGAGGCUGUUGAAACUAAAACGUUUACUCUUAAACCGAAAGUUGAGAAACCGCUCACUUGUAUCUUCGGUGCGAAAACAGCUACGUCUAUUUCAAGUGCUAACGUUCCUGAUGUUUUGAAAACAACCCAAGACAUUGCCAAAGCUCAAACUAAAACAAGUAGUAAAACAGUUGAAAAAGAAAAUUUACCAGAGAAGUCUGAAGUUAAAGUUAUUCAAAAGCCAGUUGCUGAAAAGAAAGAUGGAGCUAAAAAUUUGACGAUCCAAAUGACUAAAACUUCUAUAUUUGGUGCAGUUCCUGAGGAUCACAGCAGUAGCAGUUCCUCUCAAAGUUCAACUGAAUCAACACCAACCAUGGUAAAAACUGAACCUAAAGUAGAACCUGUAAAAGAAAAGCCCGUCAGUCCGACGUCAAGCGCAUCAUCAAUAUUUGCUGCUGGUAAUGCUACGGUUCCUGACGAAGCAAAACCAUCACCACUGAAACUCGAUGAAGUCACUUCAAAACCGGAACCUGUUACGCCAGCUUCGACCCCAGUUGAAACCGUUCCGUCACUAAAACCUUCAAUAUUUUCGUCAACUAAUUCUUCAACAGCUGCUUCAGUCUUUGGAGCUGCAAUUGCUGCACAAGCUAAGAAUACAUCACAAGCCGGUUCAAUAUUUGCCGCAGCUGCUGCAUCUUCACCACUUACAUCAGCACCAAUAUUUGGAUCAACAUCAAAGGGGUCCAUAUUUGGGUCUUCUCAAACCUCUAUAUUUGCACCAACGACUACAGCAACUAGUACUACGACAACUGAAUCCUCAGCAUUAAACAGUCAAACAUCAGAUUCUCCCACUAAAGAAACAAUUUCAUCUACUUUUGGGUCACCUGUUACAACAUCUCAAACUACGUCAAUUUUUGGCUCUUCAGUAUUCCCGACCUUAACAACAACCUCAUCCACAACGCCAGUCUUUGGAUCAUCAACAACAGCCGUUUUUGCAUCAGCGACAACUAAAGCAUCUGUUUUCGAUGCCACUACUACAACGCCAUCAGUUUUUAGUUCUACGCCUAGUGCAUUUACUCCAACUACUCAGACUACUCAGACUUCUGUGUUUGGUGCAAAUACGACUACAGCCACAACAACUGCGUUUGCUACCUCAGGAGGAUCUGUAUUUGCUUCCGCUGCAGCAAACUCUAACUCAGCCACAGUAUUUGGUGGUCAAUCAACUACCACCCAAGCUUCUUCAAUAUUUGGCUCAGCAACUGCGACCAAUACUUCAGCAUACGUAACACCGCCUUCAACGACUCAAGCCUCAAUAUUUGGAACACCGCCUCCAACAACUCAGACAUCAGUACUUGGAACACCACCUCCUACAACUCAAGCCUCAAUAUUUGGAACACCGCCCCCAACGACUCAAGCCUCAAUAUUUGGAACACCACCUCCAACGACUCAAGCAUCAGUAUUUGGAAGUACCCCUGCUCAAACAUCCGUAUUUGGUACUUCGGACUCCACUGCAGCACAAAGUACUUCUUUAUUCGGUGGUGCAGACGCCAACUUAUUUGCAGCGGCCAGUAUAUCUACAACCAGCGCUCCAUCACAAUCAAGUGGUGGCAGUAUCUUUGGUGGGAGUUCAUCGGGUUCAGUAUUUGGUAGCAACACAAACGUAUUUGGCAACAAGGCGACGUUUGGGCAGCCUAAUCCAACCGCAGCAUCAAUAUUUGGCGCCGGUGGGGCGACAACAUUUGGACAGAAACCAAACAGUAACUUCUGGACGGGUGGCAGUGGGAACACUGAGGGUGGAUUUGGAUCGUCUGGUGGAGGAUUUGGUCAGCAAGCCACAACACAAGCGUCAUCUAUUUUCGGUGGCAGUACUGGCGGUAGCUUUAGCAGUCCCUCCGCCGGACAAGGGUUUGGCACACCACAGCAAAGCGUAUUUAGUACCCCUCAGCAGCAGUCUAGCACCGAACCCGCCUUCGGUGGAUCCACUGUGUUUGGUGUGGAUUCGGUGCCCCUGCCGCUUUUGGAGGAGGGGCCACUUUUGGGGGGGGCGCCGUUCGGCAGUACUUCGCCUGGAAAAGUAUACGGGGGCGGUAACGCUGCUCCAGCGUUCAGUUCGACACAGUCAAACGCUACCUUCGAGAGCCUCGCCACACAGAACACGCUGACGUUCGGCAACCUCGCCCAGCAAUCUGGGCCAACGCAGCAACCGGCCCCAACUUUCAACACGUCUCCAUCAUUCACCGGGUGGCGAGGCUGA
Molecule: messenger RNA, 5436 nt
Organism: Arctia plantaginis
Lineage: Eukaryota; Metazoa; Arthropoda; Insecta; Lepidoptera; Erebidae
Source: the annotation of a GenBank genome assembly